Messenger RNA from Colletotrichum karsti, 1092 nucleotides. RefSeq lists its product as uncharacterized. NCBI's taxonomy places the organism in Eukaryota, Fungi, Ascomycota, Sordariomycetes, Glomerellales, Glomerellaceae. The record is from RefSeq and is a predicted model, not a curated record. Gene Ontology annotation, biological process: carbohydrate metabolic process. The coding region runs from base 1 to 1092 and encodes 363 amino acids. The transcript has a single exon.
AUGCUAGACAGCAUCAAGUCGCGCAACCAAGGGAUCGAGUCAUCCGGCGCUUCCAGCAGCACCCUGGAGAGCGGUAUUCUCGCCAUUGCGAUCGAAGCAGCCAUCAAGCAGUACCCGGAGGUGCAAGACAAGUACGCCGCCUACCUCGGAGAUGUUCUCGACGCGGCGACACCAGCUUUGACGAAUGCGACGUAUGACUCAACACGGCCUCUUGAUCGAUUCUCUGUUGCGACUUCCAUCGAGAGUGCGUCCACGGCCGGCAUAGUCUCCGUCUCGGCCCAAGCGGCAUCAGCCUACGAUGCACUCAACACCUCGCUUUCACUUCAGAUUCGCAACCCGGACGGCGGCUUUUGGUACUAUGUCUACCCUCAAUGGAGCUAUCUCGACGGCAUGUUCUCUGUACUGCCCUUCAUGGCGUCGCAACCCCGUCCGAACUACACCGACAUAAGCCUGCAGAUUUCCCUGCUGUACGACCAUUGCCUGCAAAAGAACACCUCAUUGGUCACUCAUGGGUACGACUACUCACGCACUGCAGUUUGGGCGGAUAAGGAAACAGGCGCAAGCCCAUACGUCUGGGGUCGUUCCGUUGGAUGGUUCGUGGCCGGCCUCGUUCAAACCUGGGAGGCUCUUGACUGCCCUGCCGCUUCGGGUCAGAGCGAAGAGUCGGAACCCGUAUGCAGCCAAAUUCAAAACAUCACCACACAACUCUCCACUGCGCUGGUCAAGUACGCCGACGUUGAUACCGGGGCGUGGUGGCAGCUCACGACGUUUCCCGGCCGCAGCGGAAACUACCUUGAGAGCUCCAGCACGGCGCUGUUCAUGUUCUCCAUGCUGAAAGGAGCCAGGCUUGGAAUCUUCCCAGAUUCGGGAGCUCUCUUUAGGAAGGUUGCCCUUCGCGCGUACAACUACACCGUCAACAACUUCGUAACUAACCCGGGCAACGGGACCAUCGGGUACGAUAAGACUGUGUCAGUAUGCAGCCUCAACUCCACGGCCACUUACGAAUACUACACCAAGCAACCACUGGUGCCAAACAGCUUGUUGGGUGAAUCAGCCUUCGUACUCGCGUCUUUGGAGGUAGAAAGGAAGUAA